Molecule: messenger RNA, 1613 nt
Organism: Plasmodium reichenowi
Lineage: Eukaryota; Apicomplexa; Aconoidasida; Haemosporida; Plasmodiidae
Exons: 1
Biological process (GO): maturation of SSU-rRNA from tricistronic rRNA transcript (SSU-rRNA, 5.8S rRNA, LSU-rRNA)
Cellular component (GO): small-subunit processome; 90S preribosome; nucleolus
Molecular function (GO): protein binding
Source: RefSeq, a predicted model, not a curated record
GAAUUACGAUUUAUUCGUUAACAUCCGGUAAGCUGAACCCCGAGAAUAGUAACAAUUCGUUUGGUAGAAAAAAUAAGAAUAUUGAAAAGGAUGUUGAAAAAAAUUCUGUUGAGAUAUUACAUGAUUUGGAAUUUCCUGGAAAAAGUGAUGAGAUAAAAAUAAGUGAUGACGGUAGAUAUUUUUGUAUAAGUGGAAUGUAUCCCCCCCAAGUAGGUUUAUAUGAUACUAAAGAAUUGUCUAUAAAACAUCGACGUCAUUUUGAUGAGGAGGUUCGAACGUUUGAAUUUUUGAGUAGUAAUUAUGAGAAGAUUGUUUUUUUAUGUAAAAAUAGAUAUAUAGAAUUUCAUAAUGCAGCUGGGAAAUAUCAUAAGAUGCGUAUUCCAAAGGAAGGGCGUAAUAUAAUGUAUAAUAAAGAAACUUGUAAUUUAUAUAUAUGUGGUUCAUUUGAUAGUAUAUAUAAUUUAAAUUUACAAAAUGGUUGUUAUGAGAAUAGUUUAAAAACAAAAAAUGAAGAAAAUAAUUUUGUUUGUAAGAAUCCACAACUUCCUAUUUUUUGUACAGGAGGAACAGAGGGGAUUUUAGAAAUAUGGGACGAAAGAAUAAAAAAAAGUAUUAAUUUUUUAAAUAUGGGAAAUGAAUAUGAUGAAUUAACAUCUUGUUCUUUUUCGGAUAAUGGAUUGAAAAUAGCGAUAGGUUCUGAAAAAGGUAUAGUAAAAUUAUAUGAUAUAAGACAUAAUAAGCCCUUAUUUAUUAAAGAUCAUUGUAAUGAUUUAGCGAUUAACAAAAUAGAAUUUUUAAAAAUUAAUAAUAAUAAAUAUAUUUAUAAUAAGAUGGAUGAUAAUAUAUUUAAUAAUAAUGACAAUACAUCAUGUAAUGAAUUUCUUGCUUCUUGUGAUUCUAAUUGUAUAAAAGUAUAUUCAGAAAAGAAGAAUAAUUUAUUAUCAUUACAAGUUAUCAAUUUUAAUGAUGAGAAAAAAAAUAAUAGUAGUAAUAAAAAAAUGAAAUUAUUAAAUAAUGAAUUUAUAAAUAUAAAUUCAUUUACAUUUUAUAAGAAUUCGGGAUUAUGUUUUAUACCUUGUGAUAAUAAAAAAGUAUUUAUAUAUUUUAUACCUAUUAUUGGUAUAGCCCCUGAGUGGUGUAAUUUCUUAGAUAGUAUAACUGAAGAGUUAGAAGAAAAAGAAAGAUAUAAGAAAGAUGAUGAAAUUGAUCAUUUUUCAAAUGAACUUUUUGACGAUUAUUUAUUUAUAACAAGCCAACAAGUUGAUCAACUUAAUAUUAAUCAUCUUAAAGGUACCAAAAAUUUAAUUCCAUAUUUACAUGGAUAUUAUAUACCUAGUAAGGUAUAUGCAGAUAUCAAGAGUGUUAUACAUGAAACGGAUUUUGAAACAUAUAAAAAGAAUCUAAUACAGAAAAAAUUAGAACAAAAACAACAAAUGAGAAUACCACAAAAAAGUACUUUAGUUAAUAAGGAAUAUGUCCAUAAAUUACUUAACAAAGUACAAAAGAAAAUUGAUAAGAAACAAAAAGUUCUAGUCGAUGCACAAGAAUUAUUGGAAGAUAAAAGGUUUAGUAAAUUAUUUUAUGACCCAGAAUAUAUGGUCGAAACGGUGCAC